Messenger RNA from Folsomia candida, 1051 nucleotides. RefSeq lists its product as uncharacterized. Bases 140 to 1051 code for a protein of 303 amino acids. The record is from RefSeq and is a predicted model, not a curated record. The transcript has 3 exons. Lineage: Eukaryota; Metazoa; Arthropoda; Collembola; Entomobryomorpha; Isotomidae.
UGUUGCAAUUAACAUGAAAUUGCAACCUUUUGUAUAACAACUAGAAACAGGUAUUCGCUGUACAUGUACGUACGUGCAAACAUAGUUGUAAAUAUUAAAAAUAGCUGCGGGAGAAAGUCACAAAACUACAAAAGUCCGUAUGUCUCGCGGCUAUCAGAAAUCAACUAAAAAUAAUCAUAAUUCCUCCAGGGUGGAAUACUUACCUUCAGCAAGCGCAUCAUCCCUCAACAGAACGAUACACGAACGGAACGUUCGUAAAGAGUCGAAUAUCAUUUGUGAACCUAGAAAACUGGCGUCCCCUUUAGUUUUAUUUAAAAAGAUGAGAGAAAUGGACUUCCUUAAGCGCCACGUCAUGUUUCGCCUGAAGAACGCGUUACUGACAAAAGCGUAUCGAAUGAAUUUACUCACGUUCGAAGUACUCUGCGCAUUUUGCAUCGUUCCCUUCAAAAUGUCCUGGGAGGAGGAGAAGGUCGUCGAAGUGCGGGGCAAGUUGAGACGAACGGUGACCAAAUUUAUGUAUCUGUUUCAUUUGGGAAGAACGUUCCAUUUUUUGGUGGGGUUUGGAUUGAGGAUGGCAGGGCUGCAGGUGGGGCCUUCGGGGGAGUAUGUCAUGUCGGACAAGCUGCUGGAUUACGGGUGGAUGGGUCCAAUCAUGUGCACGAUCCUUUUUCGGUUCGAAUUGACGAGGAAGUCGAAAGAGAUGGUUAAAAUGAUGAACGAGGCGCAUAAGUUGGAAAGAGAAGCGGAAAAAGAGGGUUUGAAUACCAUCUACAUUAAAGGAUUUUUUGGGAAGGCCUGGCAAGUCUACACGUACUCAGCCUAUUCCUGCGUCUUCUCAGUCCCCAUGGCGGCUGGGAUGUUCUCGAUGCUAAAUCCGUGCGAACCCGCCUUCAUUUCGUGGCAGUUCCUUCCCUGCAAUUCGACCACGUGGGUCCCAUCGACUGACCAGGAGCACAGAAUUGUCUUAACCUCUGGCGUCAUCGAGACCUUUUUCUGUGGAAAGUUACCCCAGAAGUUGUUCACAUCUCAAUUUUAUUCAUUCAAUAUUUAG